Molecule: messenger RNA, 918 nt
Organism: Dufourea novaeangliae
Lineage: Eukaryota; Metazoa; Arthropoda; Insecta; Hymenoptera; Halictidae
Product: apolipoprotein D-like
Exons: 4
Coding region: 7-918 (303 amino acids)
Molecular function (GO): pigment binding
Source: RefSeq, a predicted model, not a curated record
GGAGACAUGAUCGGAAAAAUAGUUUUGCUUCUAUCGAGUUUGGCCCUGGCCACGGCCCAGGUGCCCAGCCUCGGCUUCUGUCCGGAGUACGUGCCCAUGGCGAACUUUGACAUGAGCAAGUUUUUGGGCGUGUGGUUCGAAGCUGAGAGGUAUUUCCAACUUACAGAAGUAGUAUCCCGAUGUGUCAUGGCGAACUAUACCUUGAGUCCUGACGGUAAAUUCCGUGUCAGCAAUGAAGUAACAAACAGAUUUACUGGCAUCAAGAGGGUAGUUGAGGGUGAAAUCAAGAAAGCUGCUUCUAAAGCCGAAGAAGGAAAGCUGAUCGUGAAGUAUACAAUACCGUUGACCCCAGAAACAAAAUACUCUGUGCUCGAAACAGACUACAAAAACUAUGCAGUUAUGUGGAGCUGUUCUGGCAUUGGUCCGUUCCACACUCAGAACGCUUGGGUGAUGACGAGAGAAAGAUUGGCCCCAGGCACAGUCUUGCAGCAGGCUUACGCCGUCCUGGACAAGUACAAGAUCUCGAGGACCUUCUUUGUGAAGACUGAUCAGGACGACUGCGCUUAUUUAGCGUCGCUACCAACGAAACCAGCUGAGCCAGAAGUUGAAGACGCAGAGAAACCAGAAAAAAAAUCUGAGGAAGAUACGUCAUGCGUUAGAUCCGCCGUGAUACCAGACGCUCCAUCGGUGAUCGUUGACGCUGAAGUAGCUAAAGAGGAUGAGGAACUGGUAGCGAGUGUUCCAGCCGACGAGAACUUGAGAAAGCUGGUCGUUAACACAGUUCCGGAACACAUUAUGGUAAUCGCUGAUAAUAUGAAAGAGGACCUGCUCAUGGACAGCAUAAAGAUGGCGGAAGAGAAGAAACCGAGCGAACCUGAAAUCGAGAAAGCCUCCGAGGCUAUCAAAGACGCGGAAUAG